AUGGAAACCCAAACUCAACCACACACCACAGCGCAGCCCACCCCCGUCAGGCACGGCUUGGCGCGGGCGGUGGCGCGGGCGGUUAAGCGGCGGGCUGCAGCACAGAAGGAUGAGGUUGAGGAAGAAUAUGUUUUAGCUUUACUUCUGAAAGGGUCUGCCUUGGAAGAAAAUCAAUGCAAAAAAGACCUAAAAAAGUACUGUGAUAACAUGAAGAAAGUAGAUAAAAGUUUUAGUGUUUAUCCAAAAUUAGAAGAAAUUUGCAAAAAUAACGGUGAAGAAAAAUGUACAGGACUGAAAACCAAAGUUGAUGCAAAGAAAACUGCUUUCAAAGCAAAACUCGAUGGAGCAUCUAAAAAAGAAAUUUCACAGUUAACAGAAACGGAUUGUUCGAAUCAAAAAGAAUGUUUAUUUUUAGAGGAGGCGUACUCUAAUGAUCUUAAAGAAAACUGUAAUACAUUGAGAAAUAAAUGUUAUCAAAAAAAACGCGAAGAAGUGGCAGAAAAAGCUCUUUUAAGAGCGCUUAAUGGUGAUCUUAAAGAUAAAGACAUGUGCAAAAGAAAAAUUGAAAAUGUUUGUCUUUUGUUAGUCCAAGAAAGUAACGAAUUAAUGCAAAAAUGUUUUAGUACAGAUUCUCUAUGCACAUCUCUAGUAGAAUUAGCAAAAAAAAAGUGUACUGCUCUGAAAACAGAGAUAGAAAAAGUAUUAAAAUCUGAUGGAGAGUUAAAAAAAGAAGGGUAUUCUUUACUUGAAGAAUGUUAUUUUCACGGUAAGAACUGUGAAACAGAAAAACCAGAUUGUGAUGGCUUGAAAAAGAAAUGUAAAGAUACAGGGAUAACUUAUACACCACCAGGCUCGGAUUUUGAUCCUACAAAACCAGAAGCUACACUGGCGGAAAAAAUAGGUUUGGAAGAACUUUACAAAGAAGCGGCAAGACAAGGAGUUGUAAUUCAAAGAGCACUGGAAAGAGAUAUUGUUGAUCUAUUAGUGUUUCUAUCAGGGAAGAAUUCUUUUGAUGAAGCUCAAUGCAAGAAUGUACUCGAUAAUAAAUGUAAUUCUAUUCAAUAUCUAGCAAAAGGUCUAAAAGAUUUAUGUAAAAAUAAAAACAAUUAUACAAAUAAAUGUAAAGAAUUUAAAGAAGAAUUUCAAGAAACAAAGGGCUCUCUGGAAGUAAAGUUUAGAAGCAAUUUAUUUGAAAAAGAAAUUAAAUUAUGGAGUGAAUUACCGAAAUUCCUUACAGAAAAUGAUUGUGUAGGGUUACAAUCAGACUGUUUUUAUUUUGAAGGCCAAACAGAUUUUGAAAAAAUAUGUAAGAAUGUUAAAGCAGCGUGUUAUAAAAAAGGCCUUGAUGCAUUAGCAAACCAAGCAUUACAAGACAAAAUGAGAGGGAAAUUCCAUAAUAGAAACGAUACAUGGUUUGAAACACUUCAAAAAGAUUUGGUAAAGACAUGUGUAGAUUUCAAAGGGGAGAGCGAUGAAUUAUUCGUUUUAUGUGUAAAACCAACAGAAGGAGCUCUUACAGUAUUAACGGAUUUACAUACGAGGACAAACUUGUUGCAAGGAGAUUUAAAUGAAAGACGAGAUUUUCCUACGAGACAAGAUUGCGAGGAAUUACUGAAGAAAUGUCAAGAUUUAGAACAAGAUUCAGAAGAAAUCAAAUGGCCCUGUCGUACGUUGAAACACCAUUGUAAUAGGCUGGAGAUUGCAGGACAAUUGGAAGAGAGGUUGUUGGAAGAAAAAGUGAAGGAUUUGGACAAGUUCGAUUCAUGUUUAAAAAAUCUGAGAGAACAAUGCCAUGAAUGGACUAGAAGAGGAAGAGCGCAGUUUGCUCUCGCAUGCGUAGCACAGAAUAUUACAUGCAAGAUUCUUACAGAAAGUAUAGAUUCUAAGUGUACUACAUUGAAGGCACGUAUGAAAACAAGUGAUGUUAUAAAAACUGCAAAAGAAGAAAAAACAAUGGAAGAAACAUGUGAUUCUUGGGAGCCUUAUUGCAGAAAAUUCAUGUCAAGCUGCAAGGAUUUAGAAAACACUGGAAAGGAUGAUGGAUGUGAAAAACUUAAAGAAAACUGCAAGCCGUAUCGUGCACAAAGGGAUCGCGAAGAUGCAGCUAUGCUUAAAUUUAAGGGGAAUCUUGAUAAGAAAAACAGUUGUAUAACGGUUCUUGAUCAAUAUUGUACACAAUGGGCGAAUGCAACCAACGGACUUGAAACUUUGUGCAAAAAAAAAGGUGAAGAGGACAAAAACGUUAGAAAUAAACUCUGCAAAAAGCUGAUUGAACGAAUGAAAGAAAAAUGCAAAGGACUAUCAGAAAAACUUGAAAAGGUUAAAAACGAAAUAGAAGGGAAAAAUAAAGAAUAUGAAAAGAUUAAAGGAAAAGCAGAAGAAGCAAUGGAAAAAGCAAAUCUUGUUUUAUCAAAAGUGAAAGAAUCCGAUAAUAAAUCUGUGAAUAAAUCCGUACCUAGUGAACCUAAAGGAGAAGAAAACAAGGUAGGGUUUAAACUUGUAAGAAGAGAUACAAAGUUGCAAGUAACAGAAAAAGAGUUACAUGCAUUUGAUUUGGUAUCACAAGCGUUCAGUUUAUAUGUAGAGUUGAAGGAGAUAUGCCAUCACUCACUGAAAGAUUGUGAUUUCAAAAAAGAGUGUAAAUGUGAGGAUCCAUGUGAAAAGAUACAAGGAAUAUGUUCGAAAUUAGAGCCACUGAAAGUCAAACCAUAUGAGGCAACAACUAAAAACAUAACAACCACAACUACGACCACAACGACGACGACAACAACCGUUAAAGACGCAAAGGCAACAGAGUGCCAAUCUCUGCAGACGACAGACACAUGGGUCACAAAGACGUCUACGCAUACCAGCACGUCUACAACUACGUCUACGGUCACAUCGAGAAUAACGUUGACCUCAACGAGGCGGUGUAAGCCUACGAAGUGCACCACCGGAGACGAUCCAGAGGAUGUCAAGCCAAGUGAAGGUUUGAGAAUGAAUGGAUGGAGUAUAAUGAAGGGGGUGUUACUAGCAAUGAUGAUUUCAGUUAUGAUUUAA
Pneumocystis jirovecii RU7 is the source of this 3039-nucleotide messenger RNA. RefSeq lists its product as uncharacterized. The coding region runs from base 1 to 3039 and encodes 1012 amino acids. NCBI's taxonomy places the organism in Eukaryota, Fungi, Ascomycota, Pneumocystomycetes, Pneumocystales, Pneumocystaceae. The transcript has a single exon. The record is from RefSeq and is a predicted model, not a curated record.